AUGUCGUCCUCCUCAUCCGAAUCAUCCUCUUCCAGGACCCCCUCGCCUUCCGGGUCGCAUAUGCGUACCGGCCAGCUCAGCAAUUUUGAUCCCUUCGCCACACAUCCCUUCACGAGCUUCGCUGGUCCUAGCCAGCCCACCACGGCGCAUGGAAGCAGAACGCACAUCCUGCCCCACCCGUCCAUGUUGAACCUUGACGGACACAGCGUUCCUCCGCCAAUCCAUCACCCAGUGGCCACCUAUGCCAACGGGAGGCAGGCGUCUAAAUAUAGCCAGACUGAUGGCGAUGGGUAUCACCACGGCGCUGGACCCGUCUCACCUUCGACUAGCUCCUCGUCCUCCUAUCCACAAUCCAACAUGACUCCUUCGCAGACGUUCAAAUCGAUACAUGUGCCGUUUAGGCAGGACACGUCUUCGCCUGAUCUUUCCGAGGUGUUGCGGAGGAAGAAGAUGGGGUGUUAG
Molecule: messenger RNA, 462 nt
Organism: Coprinopsis cinerea okayama7#130
Lineage: Eukaryota; Fungi; Basidiomycota; Agaricomycetes; Agaricales; Psathyrellaceae
Exons: 1
Coding region: 1-462 (153 amino acids)
Source: RefSeq, a predicted model, not a curated record